AUGUCUGAUUUACAGGGUCGGAAGAUCUUCAAGGUCUUCAACCAAGACUUCAUUGUCGACGAUCGCUAUAACGUGACCAAGGAGUUGGGACAGGGUGCUUAUGGCAUUGUCUGUGCGGCACAAAACGUCCAGACUGGCGAGGGUGUCGCAAUCAAGAAGGUUACCAAUGUCUUCAGCAAGAAGAUUCUGGCCAAGCGAGCCCUGAGAGAAAUCAAACUGCUCCAGCACUUUAGAGGCCAUCGCAACAUUACUUGUCUGUAUGAUAUGGACAUUCCACGACCAGAUAACUUCAACGAGACGUAUCUCUAUGAAGAGCUGAUGGAGUGCGAUCUGGCCGCCAUCAUCCGUUCUGGACAGCCUCUCACCGACGCCCAUUUCCAGUCCUUCAUCUACCAGAUCCUGUGUGGUCUUAAAUACAUCCACUCCGCCAAUGUCUUGCACCGUGACUUGAAACCCGGUAACCUCCUGGUCAACGCCGACUGCGAGCUCAAAAUCUGUGAUUUCGGUCUGGCCCGUGGCUUCUCGAUCGACCCCGAGGAGAACGCCGGUUAUAUGACUGAAUAUGUUGCUACUCGAUGGUAUCGUGCUCCAGAGAUUAUGCUAAGUUUCCAAAGCUACACCAAAGCCAUCGACGUGUGGUCGGUGGGCUGCAUUCUGGCCGAGCUUCUCGGGGGACGCCCUUUCUUCAAGGGUCGUGACUACGUUGAUCAGCUCAACCAGAUCCUGCACUACCUGGGCACACCCAAUGAGGAGACGCUGGGCCGCAUCGGCUCUCCCCGAGCCCAAGAAUAUGUGCGCAACCUGCCCUUCAUGCCCAAGAUCCCCUUCCAGCGGCUGUUCCCUAACGCGAAUCCGGAUGCGCUCGACCUGCUUGACCGCAUGCUGGCGUUUGACCCGACGUCCCGCAUCUCGGUCGAGGAGGCCCUGGAGCACCCGUACCUGCAUAUUUGGCACGACGCGUCGGACGAGCCCACCUGCCCCUCGACCUUCGACUUCCACUUCGAAGUCGUCGAAGACGUCCAUGAGAUGCGUCGCAUGAUCUAUGACGAGGUGGUGCGGUUCCGUUCCGUCGUGAGGCAGCAAUCCCAGGCGCAGGCCGCCGCCGCCCAGCAGCAGCAGAUCGCGCAGCAGACCAAUGUUCCCAUCCCGGAGAACCAGCAGGGCGUCUGGAAACAAGACGAACCAAAGCCCCAGGAAGCGCUGGCCGCAGGCGGGAACCACCCCAAUGAUCUGGAAUCGUCGUUGCAGGGCGGAAUGGAUGUCCACCGGUAA
Molecule: messenger RNA, 1272 nt
Organism: Aspergillus tanneri
Lineage: Eukaryota; Fungi; Ascomycota; Eurotiomycetes; Eurotiales; Aspergillaceae
Gene: mpkA
Product: mitogen-activated serine/threonine-protein kinase SLT2
Exons: 5
Coding region: 1-1272 (423 amino acids)
Biological process (GO): intracellular signal transduction; protein phosphorylation
Cellular component (GO): nucleus; cytoplasm
Molecular function (GO): ATP binding; MAP kinase activity
Source: RefSeq, a predicted model, not a curated record